CCUAAGUUCGACCCCGUGCCCCGGAAAUGAUUUAGUCGCGAAUGAGCGACAGGUUUUCAUUCAUACGAGAAAGACGUGUUUGCUAGUUUAUCAAAAUAAGACAAUUAAUCGAGUAGGAAUUGAACAUUACAGCAAACAUGUUUUACCAUAUUUCUUUGGAGCAUGAAAUUUUACUACACCCAAGGUAUUUUGGCCCUAACCUCCUAAACACCGUGAAGCAGAAGCUUUUCACAGAAGUGGAAGGUACCUGCACUGGCAAGUAUGGCUUCGUCAUCGCAGUCACCACUAUUGACAACAUCGGGGCGGGUGUAAUCCAGCCGGGGAGAGGGUUUGUCCUCUACCCAGUCAAGUACAAGGCCAUUGUGUUCCGCCCAUUUAAAGGGGAGGUGGUUGACGCUGUGGUUACUCAGGUUAACAAGGUUGGAUUGUUCACAGAAAUUGGUCCCAUGUCUUGCUUCAUCUCUCGCCAUUCCAUCCCCUCAGAAAUGGAAUUUGACCCCAACUCCAAUCCUCCUUGUUAUAAGACACUUGAUGAGGACAUUGUAAUCCAGCAAGAUGAUGAGAUCCGGCUAAAGAUUGUGGGAACAAGAGUGGACAAGAAUGACAUUUUUGCUAUUGGCUCUCUCAUGGAUGAUUAUCUGGGUCUUGUGAGCUGAUUCGCCCCAGAGGAAGCACAUUUCACAUUGGACAUUUUAUGUAGUAGCCUAGUCAUUUCUUUGUUAAAAUAAAUAUUUUUCUACACUGAUUGAUAGGGUAUUACAGGUAGAGAAGCAUCAUAGUGACACCAUUGUAUUAUUAUGCACAACCUACAUUUGCUUUUAUUUGAUGUGUAAGAUUGAAAGAAAACC
Molecule: messenger RNA, 848 nt
Organism: Sander lucioperca (pikeperch)
Lineage: Eukaryota; Metazoa; Chordata; Actinopteri; Perciformes; Percidae
Gene: polr2g
Product: RNA polymerase II subunit G
Exons: 8
Coding region: 138-656 (172 amino acids)
Biological process (GO): transcription initiation at RNA polymerase II promoter; positive regulation of translational initiation; positive regulation of nuclear-transcribed mRNA poly(A) tail shortening
Cellular component (GO): RNA polymerase II, core complex; P-body
Molecular function (GO): single-stranded RNA binding; translation initiation factor binding; single-stranded DNA binding
Source: RefSeq, a predicted model, not a curated record